This is a messenger RNA of Daphnia pulicaria, 496 nucleotides long. RefSeq names its product collagen alpha-1(VIII) chain-like. Lineage: Eukaryota; Metazoa; Arthropoda; Branchiopoda; Diplostraca; Daphniidae. The transcript has 3 exons. Bases 8 to 496 code for a protein of 162 amino acids. The record is from RefSeq and is a predicted model, not a curated record.
AAGAAAAAUGUCCACCACUUUGCUGCUCUGCAGUUGCCUCGUCGCCUUUUUGUCCAUCGGCUCGGUCAGCACCAACAGCCAGGUGGACUACAUAGAUUAUGCCAAUCUACUGGCGCUACUUACCGGUUAUACGGAGUUGACAUCACCUGCUAGGGUACCAUUUUUGCGGAGGCUUUCUCAACAAGUAGCUACAUCACAGCCUUAUUUUAGAUGCCCAGCUAUUUGCUACAAAUCGUAUUACCCUCUGUAUCCUCCACAACCAUACGCUGAAAUAAAUCGCCCACCAAUGUUUGAACGGAGGUUUCAGAAUACAGAUGAACCACAACUUCCGUAUCGGUCGGGAUCAAACCCUCGUUUACUUGGAUGGUUAAAUUUGUUGACAAAUUCACUGAGAGGACCACCCGGUCUUGAUGGUGUUCCUGGAAUUCCUGGUCCUCCUGGUGCUCCUGGUGCUCCUGGUACUCCUGGUACUCCUGGUACUCCUGGUGGUCCUUAA